Anneissia japonica is the source of this 1071-nucleotide messenger RNA. RefSeq lists its product as uncharacterized. The transcript is spliced from 5 exons. Gene Ontology annotation, molecular function: protein binding. The coding region runs from base 1 to 1071 and encodes 356 amino acids. The record is from RefSeq and is a predicted model, not a curated record. NCBI's taxonomy places the organism in Eukaryota, Metazoa, Echinodermata, Crinoidea, Comatulida, Comatulidae. Gene Ontology annotation, biological process: regulation of apoptotic process.
AUGACUGGUCACCUUGAAAACCUUACCGUAACUAUUCCAGACGAAGCCAAAAUGUUUGAUGAAAGACCGUGUGAUUUGCUCUUAGCAAUUUUAAGAUAUCGUGCGAACAAUAAAUGUAGAGAAACAUCUUCAGAGGUACUAUCUUUUGAACAGUUGUUAUUACUGGUUGCUGGAAAAGUCGAUUUACCACUGCUGAAAUUUGCCGUAAAGGAUUUCAUAAAGGACGACUUUAAGCUUAAAAACAUAAAGUGUGGGAGAGACCUGUUAGGUGUAUUACAUAAAAGGGGCUUUAUUCAGCCAGGUGAUAUGACAAUGUUACAUGGUGUAUUAAGUUUCCUUAAGUAUGAGGACUUGUGCAUUAAAAUGGAAGAUCAGUUAACAGCAAGAACAACAGAGUUGACAGACUACAGAAAAAUGCUGAUUGAAUUUGGCAGAACGCUGGAUAAAAAUGACUUAGAGGUGUUAUCGUUUCUAUACAAGCUCAGGACAAACGAACCUUCGAACUGGGAUCUUCUUUGGGAACUCGAAAGUUUAAAAGUACUUGAUAAUAACACUGAAAACAUGGCAGCUUUUAAAUUAAGACUUGAGCGAUGCAACUUGAGCGUGGUACUGACACGUAUAAUUGUUACUGGUAAGUUUACUUCUUUUCUCUACAAAACCGAUUUUCGAUGGAGAGUAAGAAAAAGGGUAGAAGCAGAACUAAAAUGCUCCCAAGAUUUGGAUGUCAUCGAAAGAUGUCUAAAGAAUAGGUAUCAUCAAAUAGAGCUAGACGAUUCAUUCAGGUUCCUGACUGUACUUUCAACGCACGAUGGUCUGUUCCAGUUUAGACGCUUUUACUUUGGGGUCAACAGUGCAGCGGAACAAUUCCAAAAUCUAAUCCAGUCUGUGCUAGCUAGUCUUUUUGGUGUGAUCAACCUAUCAGAUGACAUCCUGGUGUAUGGCAUAAACUCAGUGGAACAUAACGAAAAUCUUAAGAACUUUUGUCAGAGGCUGAGGGAGAAGAACUUGACUCUGAACAAAAGAACAUGCGAAUUCAACAAAGAUACUGUUGAGUUCUUUGGGCAUGUGUAG